Didymella exigua CBS 183.55 is the source of this 686-nucleotide messenger RNA. RefSeq lists its product as uncharacterized. Lineage: Eukaryota; Fungi; Ascomycota; Dothideomycetes; Pleosporales; Didymellaceae. The coding region runs from base 28 to 318 and encodes 96 amino acids. The transcript has 3 exons. The record is from RefSeq and is a predicted model, not a curated record.
AUCACAUCCACCUAAAAAAAUACCAACAUGGGUUCCGAGCAGGAGAAGGGUUACGAGAGCCGCACCGGCCAGAGCGAGAUUCCCGUGCUUAAGGACGACGCACCCAUCGAGACGACCGAGUACAGCGACCGUGAGAUCGCCGACUCUGACAAGCAGCUCGAGCGCGACGAGCAGGACGCGAUUGAUGAGAGCAACAUCUUGAACGAGCGCACACGCGGUGCUUCUAAGAAGUCUGGCACCUACACCGAGCCCGGUGAUGAUGAGGGUCUUGAGCGCGCUGUUGAGGGUAAUGAUGGCACCUCUUCCGGUCGUCAGUAAGAUUUCAGCACUGGGUGCUAUGAUUCGAGCUUCUUCUCUAUAUUUUUUCUCUACUUUCUUCGAUGAAGCGGUCUCGCCCACGCCGCAGCAUUACUCAACGUUCUACCAUCUAUUUCCACUUCAAUCUCGAUCCCUUCAUGGUCCUACAUUCGUUGUCAGCUCUCGAGGUGAAACUGUCCUCGAUUCUGAGUCACUUGAACAACAGAGUCGAAUAGGUGAAUGCAAAUCGUGCCCAGUCACCGGGCCACAGCGCGAUGCCGCCCUCACCUCGCCUCCACGAACCGCGCACAAUAUAAACAAAUUUUCUUCUGUUGCCAAACCCUCCACAUCCACUAUCAACCGCACACAUAUUUUUCUUCACACCUCUC